This is a messenger RNA of Tribolium madens (black flour beetle), 1609 nucleotides long. It is a transcript of the gene Idh, whose product is annotated as isocitrate dehydrogenase [NADP] cytoplasmic. Gene Ontology annotation, molecular function: magnesium ion binding; NAD binding; isocitrate dehydrogenase (NADP+) activity. The transcript has 2 exons. Bases 271 to 1497 code for a protein of 408 amino acids. The record is from RefSeq and is a predicted model, not a curated record. Gene Ontology annotation, cellular component: cytosol; peroxisome; mitochondrion. NCBI's taxonomy places the organism in Eukaryota, Metazoa, Arthropoda, Insecta, Coleoptera, Tenebrionidae. Gene Ontology annotation, biological process: isocitrate metabolic process.
AAACAUGUAAGACCCCUGAUAAGCCUUUCUUUCGAUAAUUUAUUAUUAUUGUUUUCGAGUUUAACAAAAGCCCCCCCUCUGAAACUUAACCUUUGACCAUUUCCAACUGUCAACGUCAUCGUCGUUCUGUCAAUCGCCGUCCCUGAAUUAAUUCAAUUCCGAGCAAAAGCAAGUCAUUUCGUGAUAAACUCUCUAUAUUUUAGCUCCUGGGUGUUUUUCAUACACUUUGAAAGUCGUAAGUGGGUGUGUCGUGCGUGAAGCCAAAAAAAAAUGGGUAAAAUAAAAGCCGGUCCUGUUGUUGACAUCCUUGGGGAUGAAAUGACCCGAAUUAUUUGGGAUUCCAUCAAGGAGAAGUUGAUUUUGCCGUUUUUGGACAUUGAAUUGCACACUUACGAUUUAGGGAUUGAAAACAGGGAUAAAACAAGCGAUCAAGUCACAGUUGACUGUGCUGAAGCUAUUAAAAAGUACAAUGUUGGGAUUAAAUGUGCGACAAUUACUCCCGAUGAGAAGAGAGUUGAGGAAUUCAACUUGAAACAAAUGUGGAAGAGUCCUAAUGGAACAAUCAGGAAUAUUUUGGGGGGCACCGUGUUUCGCGAGGCUAUAAUUUGCAAAAACAUCCCACGAUUGGUCACGGGUUGGAACAAACCAAUCAUAAUCGGGCGUCACGCCCACGCUGACCAAUACAAAGCCACCGAUUUCGUCGUUCCAGGAGCCGGGAAACUCGAAAUGGUGUUUACACCAACGUCGGGACAACCCAUCAAAUACACUGUUCAUGACUACAAGGGGGCGGGUGUGGCUCUCGGGAUGUUCAAUACUGAUGAAUCCAUCAAGGAUUUUGCGCAUUCGUCCUUCAAAUUUGCUCUCAAUCAAGGAUAUCCGCUUUAUUUGAGCACCAAAAACACAAUUUUGAAGAAAUACGAUGGUCGUUUCAAGGAUAUCUUCCAGGAUAUCUACGACCGGGAAUACAAAAAACAGUUUGAAGCGAAAGGAAUCUGGUAUGAGCAUCGUUUGAUUGAUGAUAUGGUCGCAUAUUGUAUGAAAUCGGAAGGGGGCUUCGUGUGGGCUUGCAAGAAUUAUGAUGGGGAUGUCCAGUCGGAUUCAGUCGCUCAGGGGUAUGGCUCUUUGGGGCUCAUGACUUCUGUUCUGAUUUGCCCAGAUGGGAAAACUGUGGAAUCAGAGGCGGCUCAUGGGACUGUCACAAGACAUUAUAGAAUGUACCAGAAAGGACAAGAAACAUCAACUAAUCCCAUUGCGUCCAUUUUUGCGUGGACUCGAGGACUGUUACACAGGGCCAAGCUUGAUAAUAACAAAGAAUUGGAGAAGUUUGCCAAUACUUUGGAAAAAGUCUGCAUCGAUACGAUUGAAUCCGGUUUCAUGACUAAAGAUUUGGCCAUUUGUAUUAAAGGCAUGAAUGGGGUCAAAAGAAGCGAUUAUUUGGAAACGUUCGAAUUUAUGCAAAAACUUGCCGAUAAUUUGAAAAAGGCAAUGGGAUGUUGACUAAUUGCGGCAAGACUAUAAUCACUGUACUUUUUUAUAUUGUUUGGUACUGUUUUCUGGUGCUGGGUGUGUAUAUGUAAGCCUAAAGUUAAUAAAGAGUAAAAACAUUGAA